CUUGGGUUCUAAAACAUUAAUAAAAUAAACUCAAACCAACAAUACUCUUGUAUUCCCAUCAUUAAUAAAGGAAGAAAUCUGAAAGCUUUGAUAUUCUCACUGCCCCUGAUAGUUUCGAUAUUCAGCUGGUUUUUGCAUAACCAGGGAAAUGUUUCUUCGGAGAAAGCAUACACAGAAGGAUGAUUCUGAGCAACGAGAUGCAAAGGUCAUUGAACUCAGGACUGCAAUAGGACCCCUGUCUGGACGUUGUUCAUUGUUCUGUACCGAUGCAUGCCUCAUGAGAUAUUUAGAAGCUCGGAAUUGGAAUGUAGACAAGGCAAGGAAGAUGUUAGAAGAGACAUUAAAGUGGCGAUCGACUUAUAAGCCUGAAGAAAUCCGUUGGCACGAAGUGGCACAUGAAGGUGAGACCGGAAAAGUAUCCCGAGCGAGUUUCCAUGACCGUCAAGGAAGAACAGUGCUUAUAUUGAGGCCUGGAAUGCAGAACACUACAUCAGCGGAAAAUAAUAUUCGCCAUUUGGUCUAUCUCUUAGAAAAUGCUAUCAUAAAUCUCUCCGAAGGCCAAGAGCAAAUGUCAUGGUUGAUAGACUUCACAGGAUUUUCCUUGAACACCAGUGUUCCCAUCAGAACAGCCCGGGAUAUCAUAUACAUCCUUCAGAGCCACUAUCCAGAGAGGCUGGCAAUCGCUUUCUUGUAUAAUCCACCAAGGUUUUUUGAAGCCUUCUAUAAGGCUGUGAGGUAUUUUCUGGAUCCAAAAACAGCUCAGAAGGUGAAAUUUGUUUACCCUAAAAACAAAGGUAGUGUGGAGAUGAUGCAAUUAUAUUUUGAUAUUGAGAAUCUCCCCAACGAAUUUGGGGGAAACGCAACAUUGAAGUAUGACCACGAAGAGUUCUCACGAUUGAUGGCUCAAGAUGAUGUAAAAACUGCUAAAUUCUGGGGAAUUGAUGAGAAACCAUACCAAAUUGGCAAUGGACAUUCAGUAGCACCGGAGCCAGCGCCCAUUUCACAACAAGCGGGCUGAGACAACUUGCCUAUUUUCUAUAACUGGUAUGUCUCUAAGGUUAAGUGAUGUGCCUAUUUAAAUCAACAUCCACAUCCUUCUUUACAUGAUGAAUAAAAGUCAUUUCCUUUUUUACCCCCCUUCACUUCCUAACUAUUAAGACCAAAAAAAGGAGCAUGUUUUCUGCUGACAUAAAUGCUAGUAAAGGAUAUGGCUAUAUUCUGUAUGACACAUGUUUAUGCAUCUUCUCCUUCGGCGAUUUAGCUCACCCUGUGUUUGUGUAUUUCUUGUUAUAAAAGCAAAGAAAUGAAAAUUUAAAGGAAAA
Molecule: messenger RNA, 1322 nt
Organism: Gossypium raimondii (Peruvian cotton)
Lineage: Eukaryota; Viridiplantae; Streptophyta; Magnoliopsida; Malvales; Malvaceae
Exons: 6
Coding region: 149-1018 (289 amino acids)
Molecular function (GO): phosphatidylinositol transfer activity
Source: RefSeq, a predicted model, not a curated record